AUGUUUGAAUCCGCAUACUCAGGCAACUCGCGCAGUCUCUUGCUCGCCCAAGAUGCCUCAUCGCAGCGCAAACUGCAGUCGCAGGAGGAAGAGGAGAGGAAGAAGACUUCCAAGGCGCCUCAAAAUUCGCGCAGUUUCUUGCUCGGCCUAGAUGCCUCAUCGCAGCGCAAACUGCUGUCGCAGGGGGAAGAGCAAAGGAAGAAGCAGCAGGAGAUGAGCCGGCUUCAACAGGAGGCGUCAUACAAGAGUAUGCUUGCAUACCGGGAGAAUGAGCGUCAGAAGGAGCUGCAGAAGCAGGAGAAGGUGAAGCAGCAACAGGAACUGGAACGGCUUGAGAAGGAGCGACCGGAGUUGAAGCAGCAGCGGCUGGAAAAUGAAGAAGAGCAGAGGAAAAAGCAGCUGGAGCUGAACAAGCUUCCAGCGGAAUUGUCAUACAAGGCUAUGUUGGCAUACCGGGAAAGGGAGCGGCAGGCGGAGCUGCAGAAGCAGCCGCAGCAGCAGCAGCAGCAGCAGAGGCAGCGGAGACGAAGCAUGACUAAGACGCCCAGGAAGAAAGUGGAUAAGAUUAGUAAGAGUCCCGAGCAGGGGUCUUUGUCUCCAGAGGAAGAGAAGAGGACAAUUGGAAAGCACGUGGAGGAGAGUGUUAAGGGAAAGAGGAGCAAUGGGAAGGUACUAUGGCAGUCAAGCCCUUAG
Closterium sp. Naga37s-1 is the source of this 693-nucleotide messenger RNA. The record is from the annotation of a GenBank genome assembly. NCBI's taxonomy places the organism in Eukaryota, Viridiplantae, Streptophyta, Zygnematophyceae, Desmidiales, Closteriaceae.